UCCCAGACUGGCACACCCACCCCACCGUCACACACUGUGUGUGGGAGAGUCAUUUGGGCCUUGUGGGCUUCCUGGUCCUCGGCUCCGCCUCGCCUCGAUCUGACCGGACAGCGAAAAAAACACUUCACAGUUACAAGAACAAAAGCAACAACGGAUGGACCGAGGGAGGACGAAGUAACGGCGGACUCAAAUCCACACCUGAACCUCACGGAUUGAGAGAUUUGUGCGCUCAAUACGGGACUUAAAAAAGCCGGACGACUGAACUCCUGCGUAAAAAAAAGGCGACUAAACUUGGUCGCCUCGCAUCUUUGUAUCCCCACAGUAAUCCGUCGAGGUGCUUGAUAAAUAAGACAAGGGUCAAACCGACAGACGGACGGUAUUGUUUCCCCUGAUCUCCCUCUAAACUUCGGCUAUAAAACAAGGCGCAGUGGCGGAAGGUGGAAACUCCUUUUGUUCGCUUUUACGCGCAGACGGACCUCGGAGGGAUAACUGGGUUAUUUCGGCAUUUUCGGGUUUCUCUCUCGGCUCUUUUGUGAAGAGGCUACACUCAUCUAUCGGGACUGAGAACUUGGGACUGGAACAAAGCCUGACUGGGACGGGGUGAAAGAGCCUAUUUUGAUAUCCCAGAUGGCAACCUACAGUGAACAUAAUGGCAGAAAUGGACUACUUAUGGGCGUGAAGGGGCACUUUGAAGUAACAAAGACAGAAUGUGAAGGAAAACUUGAAGCUAAACGCUCCUCCAAGGAUUUGCGCCACUCAGCAAGCUCAGCUGACAGCAACGUGAGUGGCGCGGCUAGUUUCACCACUAACCACAACAACGUUGUGUGCCUGCCUCUGGUGUCAGAGGGACUGAAGUUGGUGUGGACACAGUCAGAUCAGACCCGUGAACUUGACACAAUCUCAGAGCUGGUCCAAGCCUUUAACUUAUUUCCAUACCCGUCGUCUCGUGAGGUUAGCACCCUGGCCCGGGUAUGUGCCUUGCCACUGGACAAAGUUAAGGUGUGGUUUAUGGUGCAGAGGAUUAAAUAUGGCAUCAGCUGGUCAUCGGAGGAGAUAGAGGAGACACGGCGAAAGCUGGCAGUGCCUGAGAUCUGUGAUGAAUCUACUGAAAAGAAUGAUGAAGUCGAAAUUAAGAGCAAAAGUUGUGAGGAAUUGGUAAUUGAGGAUACGGACAGCAAUGAAGUAGAGGGUGCUCUCUCUAGCCCCCAGAAGAAGAAACCAAAGUGUGAGUCACCAGAUUCCUAUAAACCAGCCAAACCCGCUGCCCCAUGUUUCAGCUCCACCCUCCCACCCCCUCAGGAUUCAUACUUCUACCGCCCACCAGCGGACACGCCGGCGGACAAGCCAGCAAGUACAGCAGCCGACGUCUCCCUCGACCUUUCAGAGUCAUCCUCACGACAGCACCGUCAUGGGCGCUACAAAAAGUCUAAACCUCAGCUCGCUGCCCUUCGAAAGAGCUUUCUGAGAGAGAACUGGCCAGCGGAGGCGGAGCUUAGACGUCUGCAGGAAGAAACGGGGCUGAGCCGCAACGACAUUCGCAAAUGGUUCAGUGACAGCCGGUACCAGCUUAGGGUUGGCCGAGGAAGCCUUGCUGCGGCCCAGAACUACUCUCAAAACACUGGAGGUAAACAUGAUCAACAAAUUCAACCUCUCCCACUUAUUACACAAAAGACUAGUGAGCUAAACGGGGUAAAGGUCCAGGAGGGAGCCCGUGGCAACGGGAUUAGAAACUCACAUUUCUUUCAGACCUUUCUGACGAACAGCCUGGAGGCAUUUGGGGAAAGGGUCCUUGAGGCAGAAGGGUAUGAGGUUAUGGAGGAGCUUUCUGGUGAUGGAGACAGUUUGAAGGACGAGGAACAAAGUGAAGAGCUACCCUUACAACUGACAAAGACCUACAAGAUUGAGCCAAAUGUUCCACAGGAACCAUCGGGUACCUUAAAGUCCUCUCCCUACUCUUCCCCCUCUGGCAGCCCACCACUGACUGCCUCGCCUAUUAAACCGCUUUCAAACAGCAUCAGCACAUCAAAGAAGUCAGCCCACUCAGCCAAAGCCAGUCCCUCACGAACACCCUUGCGCGUCCCAAAGGGUAACUCGUCCGCGUCCACAUCCCCUGCCCUCACUCCAGCUGGGCGACCAAGAAAGACCAAGGAGCAAUUGGAUGUGUUAAAGCAGAACUUCUUACGCUGCCAGUGGCCCAAGAGUGAAGAUUACACUGAACUUGUUAAGCUUACAGGUUUACCCCGGGCAGAUGUUAUUCAGUGGUUUGGGGACACACGGUAUGCCGUUAAAAAUGGCCAGCUGCGCUGGGUGAAGGGGGUCCGCGACCAGUUCUUGGCAGAACUUGCAGCCCAGCAGAGUAGCAGUGGUUUGACUAAUGGAAGUGGCUCUGGGACAUCUACUCGGGCCGGGGGUAGCCGCAAACGAAGAUCUCAAGCAAAUGCAACAACUGCAGAUUCCCCCGAUAUCCAACCACUGAUGGCAUAUCACCUUUCAACCGGCUCACUACAUGAAAAAGACCUUGACUCUCUAUGCAAGAAAUCCAGAAUGAGCUACCAGCAAGUGCGGGAUUGGUUUGCAGCUCAGGAUGUUGGGGAGACUGAACAAAACCUGAUUAUUGCCGAAUAACACCCUGGAACCAGACUUAAGAACAUUUCUGAAAGUUGGUUGGGUGCUCCUCACAUCCUUUGCACCAGCGAGCAUAGUUAUUACUUUGGUUUAAAUUGCUUUAAUUCGGCAGGUUUGUAACAUCCGGUCUUCCCAGUACAAGCCCAAAGUGAGGUUUGAGUUUUUAUAUAUGCUGCGUUUCCUGCUUAUCCUAAUAUAUUUUGGACUUGAAGUAUAAUUGUGCUGCCCGUGUUGCUGUAAAUAGGACAGUAACUUGUACACUGGUUUGCUUUAUUUUUAUGUUUUUUUGAGCUUAUUAUUUUUGUUUAGAUAUCACUACUACAGAAUAUUUAGUAUGCUAUUGUAGCAGUAUAAUUUAAACUGGUUGUACUUUUGGUACCUGACUAAAGCAGAUGAGUAACUGCUCCGGAAAAGUGUCUCUGUUGAUGAAUUUCUUUAGACUGAUCACUGUGUGUAAUCAUUCCUUUACAGCCAAUAAUUCCUUGUCAUGAAAAGCACACUGGACAUGUACACUUUAAAUUGACAUCUUGCACUUUGGUUUUAGAGCCUGCUGUCAUUUCCAAUAAAUCCAAUUAUUUCACAAAAUAUGAGUUCCUAACUAAACCAUGUCAUAUCGAUCCCUUAACACUGAAACCUUUUAUCAUAUUUUGAAAACAGCAUGGUCCAUCUAAUUCUACUAAUGUCUUUACAGCAUAUUUCUGAGACACAUUCCCCGAUUCUCCUUUAGACGCUCUGCUGUAAUACUUGAUGUACUAUUUGUAUACUUUGUCAUUUGCAUUUAACUGCACAUUUUUUAACAGUAAAGGAUAACCGUACUAAGAAAGCAGCAAUCGCAUGAACAUCUUGCAGAUGUCAGAAUUGCGAACUUCAAUUCUGAUUUGCACUCAUUAAUUCAGUCAGUAUUUUUAUAUCUAAUUUUGUCUUAAUAGCUGUAGGGUGUGACUUGAUGGUUUAUAAUCUAGACAAACUAGAUGAAAUAACGGAUGGGAGUCCACGUACUGUAUAAGUAGCAAAGGGUUUGAAUCCAAAGAAGAAAUACCUUUCUGUUAACUCAGAUUAUGAAUUAUAACACAAGCAUUAUACAUUCAGGUUAUCAGUUCUCCACACUUGAAAGUACUUCUUAGACUACAGGGGUAAAGUGGGCUUUCAAUGGAGUCAGAGUUUAGUUCAUUAGAAGCGUCUGGAUAAAGUUUAGAUGACCAGAAUAUUGAUGAAGCAGUGUCCAUCACUGUGUUUUGUUAUUCUAUUAGUAAUCAAACGUUAAUGCAAGUGUCAUGCUGUGGAGGAAAAUGUCCAUAACGCUUAGUGUCUUCCUUCGCAUUUUGUCUUCCAUGUAUUUUCUCCUGUUAGAAAAAUUUCUCAUUUGCACAAUUGUGUCACUGGAAACCAGUAAAGGAUUUGCCUUUCUAA
This is a messenger RNA of Sebastes umbrosus (honeycomb rockfish), 4035 nucleotides long. RefSeq names its product homeobox and leucine zipper encoding a (gene homeza). Lineage: Eukaryota; Metazoa; Chordata; Actinopteri; Perciformes; Sebastidae. The record is from RefSeq and is a predicted model, not a curated record. Gene Ontology annotation, biological process: regulation of transcription by RNA polymerase II. Bases 628 to 2625 code for a protein of 665 amino acids. Gene Ontology annotation, molecular function: DNA binding; DNA-binding transcription factor activity, RNA polymerase II-specific. The transcript is spliced from 3 exons. Gene Ontology annotation, cellular component: nucleus.